GUGAAGUGCUAAGGAAUAAAUUCCAUAGUGCCUGUUAGAAAGAAAAGAAAGCCGCCUCUUAAGGUGGGCAAGGAUAGAAACGCCAAGAUGGCGUCGUCGACUUCGUGGUCGGCGAUGCCUGAGGCAGAGGCUUCUGCAUUUGAGGGCAGUGCGCUGAAAAGACCAAAAGUUUUGGACAAUAGAGAUGUGACAAAUUUCUAUGAGCUCGCCAGCGGUGGAGGGCUCAUUCAGAUUAAACCCAGAAGUAGUGCGAAAAAUAACGUGUGUCCUGAAAAGGGCGGGAAAAAUUCAGAAAAUGAUGAAAAUGGCGGGAAAAGUUUGGAAACAGUAGGUAGCAUGGAAUGUGAGAACCUUCCAGUAAAUGAACAGUUGCAAGAAGCACAGUUAGCUGUAGUUAACGAAAAUGAACAAGCAAGAGGAAAAGAAAAUGAAAACGCACAAAAGACAGUGAUGUACCCGCAUACAUUUAAGGGGGAGAUUUUUGUUUUAGUUGAUUCCUCUGAAUGCCCCAAUAUUAAAAACGAAAAAAUUACCACAGGGUUAACUCUGCUAAGUCAAAUAAAAGACAUGCGUCACAAAGAUGUUGAAUUCAUUUAUGCCUUGGGUAAAACACUAUACAAAGUAACUUUUAAAAACACCUAUGCAGCGAACACAUUCGUGCUCGAUGACAAACUUCCGAAAAGAGGCCUCAAACCUUUCAUUCCUCGCACUGCACUCGAAAUAUACGGUGUAGUUAGGGGUGUACCCACAUGUUUCAGUGACUCAGAUUUCUUAAAUAAUGCUAUAUCCAGCAUCCCUAUCAGGUCGGUCAGACGCUUUACGCGCAAGGACCCUGCAACCAAUGAAUACGUUCCAAUUACCACAUUAAAAAUAGGCUUUUCGGGCAAUGAGAUUCCCAAGCAAAUCAUAUAUGAAUAUACAAAGUUGGAUGUAGAUUUUUAUAUCCCUCCCUUAAGACAAUGCAACAAUUGUGGGAGACUAGGUCAUACUCAAAUGUCUUGCAAGUCAAAAAUUAGAUGUAUCAAAUGCGGCAAGAGUGAGUGCAAAGCGGACUGUGAGGCAAACAACUGCAUCUUAUGUGGAAAUAGUGGCCACACGGCUAAAGACAAGCUCCGCUGCCCUCAUUGGGAAAAGGAGAUCUCUGUGAACCGCAUCAAAACGGUAAAGAAAAUGUCAAGGAAAGAAGUUCUUGACACCUAUUACCCAAAAAAUAACAACAGAUUCAGCAUUUUUGAGGAGGACGAAACCACUUCUGUGAUCAGACUGAUGGAACGAUAGAUAAAGACUCCAAUAUAAAUCGUAGUUUAACAAGAAAAUCUUAUAGCUCAAUUCUCAAAAAUCAGCAGGUCAGACAUGAAGCACCUCAACCAAGAUAUACUAAAAGAAUCGACAACAAAGUUAAAAAUAGCCCGGUCUUUGAAUCACAAGCUUACCAAAAAGGAUUAGUAUCCCAAAUGGAGAGAUUAAUGACUCAGCUCCUUAGAAUCACUCAAAAAAUUU
Rhagoletis zephyria (snowberry fruit fly) is the source of this 1500-nucleotide messenger RNA. RefSeq lists its product as uncharacterized. Gene Ontology annotation, molecular function: nucleic acid binding; zinc ion binding. NCBI's taxonomy places the organism in Eukaryota, Metazoa, Arthropoda, Insecta, Diptera, Tephritidae. The record is from RefSeq and is a predicted model, not a curated record.